AUGAGGACUCUGGUGGUCGCCGUCGUUAUUCUUGGCCUGGUGGCCACCACAUGGGCCGGUAACGUGGCCUUGGGAGGUGGACUUGGUGGCCUAGGCAGCGGUGGUGUGCUCCUCGGUGCAGCCCCGGCAGUCGGACUGGGGGGUGUCGGCAUAGGCAGCUCUGUUGCUCUGCUGCAUGGCGGACCGGCUUUCACUAAGGCUGUGGCCGGACCCUCUUUCUUGGUCAGGACGGUACACCACGUCAGUAAGGUUCACGGCGGAGGCGCCGUUGUAGCUCACAGCGGCCUCGGAGGCGGCUAUGGAGUCGGUCUCGGAGGCCUCGGCUACGGCGGCCUCGGCUACGGCGGCCUCGGCUACGGAGGCCUCGGCUACGGAGGCUACGGAGGCCACGGAGGAUACGUCCUUAAGUUUAAGGGCUGA
This is a messenger RNA of Rhipicephalus sanguineus (brown dog tick), 420 nucleotides long. RefSeq names its product acanthoscurrin-1-like. The record is from RefSeq and is a predicted model, not a curated record. Lineage: Eukaryota; Metazoa; Arthropoda; Arachnida; Ixodida; Ixodidae. Bases 1 to 420 code for a protein of 139 amino acids. The transcript is spliced from 2 exons.